Messenger RNA from Aspergillus nidulans FGSC A4, 4871 nucleotides. Its product is annotated as pleiotropic drug resistance family ABC transporter. Gene Ontology annotation, cellular component: plasma membrane; membrane. The record is from RefSeq and is a predicted model, not a curated record. The transcript is spliced from 2 exons. Gene Ontology annotation, biological process: azole transmembrane transport; transmembrane transport. Gene Ontology annotation, molecular function: ABC-type azole transporter activity; ATP binding; ATP hydrolysis activity. NCBI's taxonomy places the organism in Eukaryota, Fungi, Ascomycota, Eurotiomycetes, Eurotiales, Aspergillaceae. Bases 158 to 4654 code for a protein of 1498 amino acids.
CCCAUAGAUUGGAAUUCUUUGCACAUCGUGGGCAUUAAUCUUUAACAACGACACUUCCUCGCCUUACUACGUUGACGACUAGAUUGAUUGCGAGCAAUCGAGGCCAGACUUCAGGAUUUGCUUCUGAUGAACUCUCGCAUUGGGGUGUAGAGCAAACAUGUCGUUUCUCGGAUCCAUCUCACCAAACCUACCGCGGUCUCAGUCGGUUGUCAGUCACAAUCUACCACAAGCGCAUGGCCUCGACGAGAACGACGACAUAUAUCACAAUCAUUCCACCACCGCGCAACCAGGCGCUUCCGAGAAGGACAAAAGCGAAGAUGGAGAAACGCUACACGAAAACGAGCCUGACGGGGAAGCUCGCGUGACAUUACUGGCUCGACAAUUGACUCGUCACUCUACUAGGCUGACGGCAAAGAGCACUCUCGAGAACCCAUUCUUUCUUGAUGAUUCUGACUCUACUCUAAACCCCAACAGUCCAAACUUCCGAGUUCGUGACUGGAUGAAAAUGUUAUUAGAGAUCCGGUCUCGCGACCCAGAGAGAUAUCCGGAUCGCACAGCUGGCAUUGCUUUCAAGAAUCUUAGCGUGCAUGGCUUCGGCUCCCCAACUGAUUACCAGAAAGACGUCAUGAAUGUGCUGCUUGAAAUCGGGACAAUAGCUCGCAGACUCGCUGGGAUGAAGAUGCCAAAGAUACAGAUUCUCCGGGAUUUCGAAGGAUUGGUUAGAAGUGGUGAAAUGCUUGUUGUCCUGGGAAGGCCUGGAAGCGGAUGUUCCACCUUUCUCAAGACUAUUGCUGGUGAGAUGAAUGGCAUCCAAGUGUCAGAUGACGCAGUAUUGAAUUACCAAGGCAUUUCUUCCAAGAAUAUGCAGAACUCGUUCCGAGGCGAAGCUAUCUAUACAGCGGAGAAUGACAUUCAUUUUCCCCAGCUCUCAGUAGGGGAUACUCUUAUGUUUUCUGCCCUCGCAAGAGCACCGCGCAACCGCUUGGAGGGCGUGAGUCGAAAGCAAUAUGCAGAGCAUAUGAGGGACGUGGUGAUGGCUAUGCUUGGUCUCUCACAUACCAUUAAUACACGUGUUGGAAAUGACUUCAUUCGUGGCGUUAGUGGUGGUGAAAGAAAGCGGGUUAGUAUCGCAGAGGCUACCCUAAGUCAGGCGCCGCUUCAGUGCUGGGAUAACAGCACGAGAGGACUUGAUAGUGCCAAUGCUUUGGAGUUCUGCAAAAAUCUGGCUCUUAUGAGCAAGUAUACCGGCUCUACUGCUUGCGUGGCAAUCUACCAAGCGUCCCAGAGCGCUUACGAUGUCUUCGACAAGGUCACUGUUCUGUAUGAAGGGAGACAGAUCUAUUUCGGUAACACCAAAGACGCAAAAAAGUUCUUUGUUGAUAUGGGUUUCGAGUGCCCUGAGCGUCAAACGACGGCAGACUUUCUGACAUCGCUCACUAGUCCAGCGGAACGCCUGGUACGCCCUGGAUAUGAAGGCCGUGUCCCUUGCACGCCCGACGAAUUCGCAGCUGCGUGGAAGAGAAGCGAGGAACGUGCUAAGCUUAUGGCGGAAAUUGAAGAAUAUGAACGACAGUAUCCCAUUGGGGGUCCAUCUUACGAUGCCUUCGUGGAUGCACGCAAGGCCAUGCAAUCGAAGCGCCAGCGCGUGAACUCUCCGUAUACCAUCUCAAUAUGGCAGCAAGUCUCCUUAUGUGUUGUUCGUGGAUUUCAGCGUCUCCGUGGUGAUUUCAGUCUCACGACAACUUCUUUAAUUGGCAACUUUAUGAUGGCAUUAAUUAUUGGAUCUGUUUUCUUCGAUCUCCCUGACGAUACGUCCAGUUUUUACUACCGGGGUGCUCUUCUCUUCUUUGCAGUGCUGUUGAAUGCCUUCUCGAGUGCCUUAGAGAUUUUGACACUCUAUUCGCAACGGCCAAUAGUGGAAAAACAAUCAAGAUACGCAUUCUAUCAUCCUUUUGCUGAAGCAGUCGCAUCAAUGAUAUGCGAUACUCCAUACAAACUGAUCAAUUCAUUCACGUUCAACGUCCCCUUAUACUUGAUGACAAACCUGCGUCGCGAUGCUGCGGCCUUUUUCACAUUCUGGAUAUUUUCGGUGGUCACCACAUUUACAAUGUCCAUGAUUUUCCGCACUAUUGCUUCUACCUCCCGUUCGCUAUCCCAAGCCCUCGUGCCCGCAGCUAUGCUAAUUUUAGGAAUGGUAAUCUAUACUGGUUUUACUAUCCCUACUCAAAAUAUGCUUGGCUGGUCUCGUUGGAUGAACUAUAUCAACCCUAUCGCCUACUCGUUCGAAAGCUUUAUGGUCAACGAAUUCGACGGUCGGCAAUUCGAAUGUGUGUCCAUUAUUCCCAGUGGGGAUGAGUACAACAAUGUGUCUAUGCAGUACCGCAUCUGCUCAACAGUUGGAGCAGAGUCGGGGUCAAGAAUUGUGGACGGCGGACAAUACCUGGAACUAAGCUAUCAAUAUACCAAAAGUCACCUAUGGAGGAAUAUGGGGAUUUUGAUUGGCUUUAUGGUAUUCUUUGCUUUCACCUACCUUCUUGGCACUGAAUAUAUCUCUGAGCAAAAGGCCAAAGGUGAGGUCUUACUCUUCCGCCGCGGUCGUCAGCCAGACCUGUCAACAACUGAGGCCGAUCCCGAGAACCCUAUACAACCUAGUAAUGCCCCAAAGACCGAAGAAUCGGCGCCACAGAAUACCGCUAGGAUUCAAAGGCAAACAGCAAUUUUUCAUUGGGAAGAUGUCUGCUAUGACAUCAAGAUCAAAGGCCAGCCAAGGAGGAUCCUCGAUAAUGUUGACGGUUGGGUCAAACCCGGCACCUGCACCGCGCUAAUGGGUGUUUCCGGAGCAGGAAAGACAACGUUGCUAGACGUUCUGGCCACAAGGGUCACUAUGGGUGUUGUCUCUGGAUCAAUGCUUGUUGAUGGGCGCUUGCGCGAUCAAUCAUUUCAACGGAAGACCGGGUAUGUGCAACAACAGGAUCUACACUUGGCUACUUCUACUGUCCGGGAAGCUCUCCGCUUCAGCGCAAUACUACGACAACCCGCACACCUGAGUCGACAGGAAAAGCUUGAUUAUGUUGAAGAAGUUAUUAAGCUCCUAGGAAUGGAAGCCUAUGCGGACGCAAUUGUGGGCGUUCCUGGGCAAGGCUUGAACGUUGAGCAGCGAAAACGUUUGACAAUUGGGGUAGAGCUUGCAGCAAAACCUCAGCUUCUGUUGUUUCUGGAUGAGCCGACUUCUGGUCUUGAUAGCCAGACGUCAUGGUCUAUCUUAGACUUAAUUGAUACCUUGACUCAGCACGGACAAGCGAUACUUUGCACCAUUCAUCAACCUUCAGCUAUGUUGUUUCAAAGAUUUGACCGGCUUCUCUUAUUAGCAUCUGGUGGGAAAACAAUCUAUUUUGGGGAAAUUGGACCUAACUCCUCGACACUCUCGAACUAUUUUGUACGCAAUGGUUCUCACGGAUUACCCCCUGGGGACAACCCAGCAGAAUGGAUGUUGGAAGUUAUCGGAGCAGCACCAGGCUCUAACACUGAAAUUGACUGGGUGAAGACCUGGCGAGAAUCCCCAGAAUACGCCAAAGUCAGGGAGCACCUGGCAGAACUGAGAGCCACAUUGUCAGCCAAACCUGCGGACUCGUCUGAUCCAAGCGCCCUGAGCGAGUUUGCUGCCCCAUUUUCUGUCCAACUUUGGGAGUGCCUUGUGCGUGUGUUCGCUCAAUACUACCGCACUCCAACCUACAUCUGGUCUAAAGCGGCGCUCUGUGCCCUCACAGCGCUGUAUAUUGGGUUUUCGUUCUUCAACGCCCCGACCUCUAUCCAAGGCCUUCAAAAUCAGAUGUUCAGUGUGUUUAUGUUGAUGACGAUAUUCGGUAACUUGGUGCAGCAAAUCAUGCCCAACUUCGUCACUCAACGCUCUUUAUACGAAGCACGUGAACGUCCAUCAAAAGCAUAUUCCUGGAAGGCAUUUAUGGCAGCUAAUAUUAUAGUUGAGCUUCCCUGGAACUCGCUCAUGGCAGCCCUUAUCUUCUUCUGCUGGUACUACCCAAUUGGGUUAUACAAUAAUGCAAAGCCAACAGACGCAGUAACAGAGCGCGGCGGUCUAAUGUUCUUGCUUAUCUGGACAUUCUUGCUCUUUACAUCCACAUUCGCGCACAUGAUCAUUGCAGGCAUCGAGCUUGCAGAGACCGGUGGCAAUGUCGCCCAAUUGUUAUUCUCCCUGUGUCUAAUCUUCUGCGGCGUGCUCUCUACUCCCGAUGCCAUGCCUGGGUUUUGGAUUUUCAUGUAUCGUGUCUCACCCUUCACAUACCUAGUUUCGGCAAUGCUUUCAACAGGCCUGUCAGGAACGGAUGUUGAGUGUGAACCUGUCGAGUAUCUCACCUUUGCUCCACCGAACAACCAGACUUGUGGAGACUAUAUGCGGGCCUACAUUGAUGAAGUUCAAAGCGGCUAUCUCCUGGAUCCGAGCGCAACUGACCAGUGCUCGUUUUGCUCCAUGGACAAGACGGACACAUUUCUCUUGUCAGUUGGCAGUACGUUUGAUGAGGCUUGGAGGAACUUUGGUCUCAUGUGGGCUUAUAUUUUGUUCAAUAUCGUCGGCGCUGUGUUUAUCUAUUGGCUCGCUCGUGUGCCCAAGGGCAAGAAGAUGGCUGGGACGGCAUGAGGAAAAGCUUUCGACCAUCUUUCCGGGCCCUCAAAACACCAUUCCAUCCUUACAACAUUCCCUGCUCCUCUUUUUUUUUUUGAGCUUCUUACUGCGGUUUGCGCUAAUCCGCGUCUUCUCGUUCUAAUCCUACCUUAUACACGCCGUCUGUGCUCACCAAUCCUGUGUAUUAGUUUGCGUCUUACUGAUGAUAUCGCAUAGACUAUCUCUAUUUGUA